AGCCACAUCCAUUGCUCCCCUCACCCCUUCUCUCCACCUCCAGCCCAACACUCUACUCAUCUGCUGCAGCCCUUCAUUCUCCUGGAACACCGAGAAGAAUCAACCACCUUCAGGUCCUACAUCCUCUACAAAAUCAACGUUUGUCAGCAUGGACGCCACAAGAAACACCCUCUUCAUCUCUGAGGCGCUCUCCCACCUGCUCCUCAUGAUGCUGACGCUGGGCGUGGGUGUUUAUUCAAUGCCUGUUCCUACUGAUGUCCCCAUGUGCACAGCCACAGAAACUGCCCAGUACAGGCUAACUUUUACUGGCAAGUGGACCCAGGCUGCUUUCCCGAAACAGUAUCCAGUCUACCGUCCACCUGCACAGUGGUCCAACCUCAUUGGAGUGACUCACAGCUCUGAUUACCACAUGUGGCAGCGUAAUGAGUUUGCCAGCAAUGGAGUGAGGGAGUUUGCAGAGAAAGGCGAGGCCUGGACCAUCAUGAAGGAAGUUGAGGAGGCCGGCGAACGCAUCCAGAGCGUUUAUGGGAUCCUCUCUGCUCCUGCUGUUGUGGGAGGCUCAGGACAUAUGAACACUGAAUUUGAGGUCUUCGCCAGACACUCCUAUUUGUCUUUCAUCGCGCGGCUCGUUCCAAGCCCCGACUGGUUCGUGGGUGUGGACACAGUUGACCUGUGUGACGGUGACAAGUGGAAAGAGAACGUGUCUCUGGAGCUUUUCCCUUACGAUGCAGGAACUGACAGCGGGUUCACUUUCUCUUCUCCCAACUUUGAGACCCUCCCACAGGACAAAAUAACACAGAUUACUUCUUCCUUCCCGAGCCACCCUGCAAACUCCUUUUACUACCCCCGUCUGAAGCACCUGCCUCCCAUAGCUAAGGUGACGCUGACCAAGAUCAGGAAGACCAAUCAGAUCAUCAGCCUACCUGUGGAGCCCACCCAGUCCAACCUAUUGCUCACAGGAAACGAGAUAGACGACUCGCCCAUCAAUACCCCUCUGGACUGCGAGGUGUCAGUCUGGUCUCCUUGGGGCUUGUGCAAAGGCAAGUGUGGAGACUCAGGCGUGCAGCACCGCACACGGUAUGUCCUGAUGCACCCAGCCAACAAUGGAGCAGCCUGCCCCCUGUUGGAAGAGGACAGGAAGUGCUUCCCAGACAACUGUUUAUGACUAGGCCCGGAUAGGAGGGAGAAGAAGGAGAGGAAAGAGAGGAGGGACAAGAAGGACAGGAAAACCAAAAAAGGGAGGAAAGGAAGAAGACGGAGGAACAACAAAAAAAGGUCUGCGGUGAAAUCACACGAGGAGUGAACACCCUGAACCAAACUCUUGUCUUUUCCUCCCUGACCAGACUCUCUUUCUGUGGAAGCAGCUGAUUGAUAGUCUCUGAGUUAAAUUUUGGAGGCAAAAACAGUCACACCCUCAAGCCACAUUGAUAAAUCUGACAGCACUAGAGAGGUGUAGUUUGGCAGCACAGCUAUUAGACACUAACUCAGUUUUGUCAGAUUAUAAAAAUUUGUCUAAGUUGGAGCUGUGUGGUUUGAACAUUAUGAGGAAAAGAACAUUUUUAUUACAUUAUAUUUGGGCUCUGACUUUUGUGAAGAUCACAGACAGACAGUUAUGACUCCCAGCAGCUUUCAACUAAUGGAUGAGGAAAUAAAUGCACACAAAUGAUACUGAAUAUAAAAAAAAAAACUCCACAUCCACUAAACACUGAACCAAAACUUGUCAUACCCACAAAACAGGAGGCCUCAGUAGUUCCAUUAGCAGAAGUAGUUCUGGUAGAAAAGUGCAUCAGACUUACAAAAUAGUGUAAAGUCCUUUAAAGGAUGUCUCAUUGAAAACAUAAUGUUCACAGAGACAUUAUGGUUGUUUUCCUGAAGACGUGUAUAUUUAUUGACAGGAUUUUAACCUGUAGUGUACAGUAUAUAUCAAGUCUGAAAGUUAUGAUGUGUAUUCCUUUGUGUU
This is a messenger RNA of Notolabrus celidotus (New Zealand spotty), 1960 nucleotides long. It is a transcript of the gene spon2b, whose product is annotated as spondin 2b, extracellular matrix protein. Gene Ontology annotation, cellular component: extracellular matrix. The record is from RefSeq and is a predicted model, not a curated record. Gene Ontology annotation, biological process: cell adhesion. The transcript is spliced from 6 exons. The coding region runs from base 149 to 1165 and encodes 338 amino acids. Lineage: Eukaryota; Metazoa; Chordata; Actinopteri; Labriformes; Labridae.